Sarcophilus harrisii (Tasmanian devil) is the source of this 5368-nucleotide messenger RNA. RefSeq names its product keratin-associated protein 16-1. The transcript has a single exon. The coding region runs from base 2554 to 3951 and encodes 465 amino acids. NCBI's taxonomy places the organism in Eukaryota, Metazoa, Chordata, Mammalia, Dasyuromorphia, Dasyuridae. The record is from RefSeq and is a predicted model, not a curated record. Gene Ontology annotation, cellular component: keratin filament.
UUGGCUAUGUCUUCUGUAAUCCUCACUUUGUAAUAAACUUAAACAGCUUAAAUAUAUUUUGAUUUAGCUAGGCAGAAUUAAACAAAUUCAACAUUUAACAUCAUAUAUUUGACUAGAUUAUGGGACAGAAAGCUCAGCACUUUUUAUUUCCACAUCCCAUUCUACACAUAUUUUUGACUGAUGAAGUAAGAAAGAGAAAUUUUGACUUUUAACAUUUGCCUCAGUUUCCAGGUAUUUAUGUAAAUCAGGCCUAAUCUAAUAGGUCUGUAAUCUUCAAUCAAUCAAUAAGUAUUUAUUAUGCAUCUACUGUGUGCCACACACUAUGGCAGUCAGAGAUAAAGUACAAAGAAAGUGACAAACUCCAUAUGUCAUGAAUUUACAUUCUAAUAAAGGAGACAAGAAGUACAAAAAAAUAGAGCAUAAAUAUAAAGUUCAUAAAUAUCAGGGAAUACAAAGUAAUUAAAUCCAUGAAAUUCAAUCUUAUGGCUAUCAGGAUUCUAUUUAGAGGAAAAGUACAUAUACUAUAUUCCAGUGAUAAGGAUUGGGACAAAAGAGGAGGAUUUCUUGCAGAGGAAAGCAGGAAAAAAUUUCUAUUUUCAGUAUUCCAAUUGAUUGCUAAAAAUGUUUGCCAGACAUAUGCUGAGUGACAAAUGAAGUGAAGGUGGAAAUAGAGGGAAGAUUUACCAAGACAACAUAUUUCUAAAGCUGCACAACAUUAUAUAACACUGAACUAAAAGGCUUAUUGGUUUUCAUGAAAUAAAAUUUGACUUCUGUCCAUGAAAUGAUAAUAACUACAAUUGCUUACCUUCAUAUAGUGCUAUAAAACUAGAAGAACACAUCAGAUCGCAUUCAUUUCUCACAUCGACUCUAUAAGGGAGGGGUUAAAAUUAAACUCACUUUACAGAUGAGGAAACUGAGGCUCAGAGAGUUUUAAUUGAUUGUUUCAAAGUUUCCAGUCUUGGGCACAAUUAGAACUCAGUUUAUCAUGAAGCCUAGUCCAAUACUAUAUUGAGUUGUAGAAAAUGACUUCUUCAUGAGGCAGAAGAUCUAGCCCUCAUAGUUAUAAAAAAGGAAACACAUAGCUUAUUUUCAUUUCACUCAAGCUUAUGAGAGCAACAGUAAGUUUUCCAUUCAUAACAUGUCUUUGAGAUACAAACACUGAAGGAGAUCAUCGGUGACCUGAUGUCUUUUGAUGCCAUCUUUCGCUUCUUUUUUGACUCUCAAAGUUAGGAGCCCCUCAAUUUCACAGGUAGACAAAGAGAUGGAGAAUCUGUAGGAUUUUUGAAUCGAAGGCAGAAAGGUCUUGGCAAGUGAUUAUUAUGAGUGGGGAGAAUGAAUGGUUUGGAUUAAACUUUGAUGGUUUCAGAACUUUGAUUGUUCUAUGGUGUAGUCUGUGAUACUUGGUUUUAUGGAAGACAUCUUGCUGAGAGAUUGGUGUCUCUAACUACAUUUGCUCUUUGUGCUUCAGCUGUUAGUAAAAUAAAGGAAAUGCAGUAGCGAUUCUUUAAUCAUCUAAUUAUCUGUGAAUGUAUGAAUCUAUUAAGAUUUGCAUUGAUAAAUUUUGUUUUCAUAACAUCUUAAUUUCCAACUAUAUCCUGUCUCCUAAGCCAGUUAUUCAUUGUAGCAAAGAAUAGGAAAAAAAGAAAAAUAUCAUUUAUCAAAGCUAAUCAUAACAUCAAUUUGGUCUGACAAUAAAGAUGAUUCUCCCCACCCAUAAUCUUUAAAGAAUGUCUUAUUCUUUAUGACCCAUAGUAUUCAUGGGAUUUUCUUGGCAAAGAUACUGGAGCGGUUUGCCAUUUUUUCUGCAAUUUUUCUUAAGGCAACCUGGAGUUAAGUGAUUUGUCUGGAAUUAUAUAGCUAAUGAGUGAGAUUGGAUUUAAUCUCAGAUAUUCCUGACACCAGGCCCAGCACUCUAUCCACUGAGUCACUAACUGCUUCAGCAAAGAAGGUUAGGGGACAUACAUUUUCUGAUCAUUUCCUUCUGGGCCUGACUUGUGAACCUAUCAUUUUAAAGGUAUAGCUUAUUUGACACAGAAGCCAGGGAAGGAUUAUUGCUAUGCAAAUCGUAAUACUGAGGAGCUCAGAUCUAUCUGUCUAGUAUCACAAAAUCAUAGUUGGAAGGACUUACAGAAGCCAUCUAAUUUAACCUCCUACAAACAAUACUUUCCCCACAGGAAUAAUAAAUUAAAAAAAUGUUGGAACUUAUCAUGUAUCCUGUGUACAGAUUUGCAGAUAUGGUAACAUCCUAGUUCCAGUCCCAUAAAAAAGGGGCCCCAUAGAGAUUCCCAAAAUAUAAGAAGGGCAUAAAUUUAGUAAGAAAAUAAACAAACAUUUUUUUAAUAAGGAGCCAAGCAACUCUCCUGCAAACAAAAAACAUUCUAAUAAGAUGUUUCCGUGCAUACUGGUCCAAACAACAACAAGGAAAAGAUGUCAGGUCUUCGGGAAGUACCCGUGACUUAGGGGAUAUAAAAACUCCAGGACACAAGGCAAUGUUCAGACUUAGGUAGCUCUCUUCAUACAGCUUAAAGACUAAUAGAAAGAAAUAGAUCAAAGAUGUCUGGCAGCUGCUGCUCUGGGACUUGCACCAUGGUGCCAGCCAUCUCUAUCUGCUCAACAGAGGUGAGCUGUGAAAGUCCUGCCAUCUGCCUGACCACUUCCUGCCCAAGUCCAACAUGGCAACUGGUUAGUUGUGAAGAACCAUGCAGCACAUCCCCAAGCUGUGCCCCAAGUUGCUGUGAAUCCUCUUGCUGUGAGCCCAGUUGCUGCCAGCCAGUAUGCUGUGAACCUACUCCAUGUGAACCAUCUUGUUGUGAGACCAGUUGCUGUGAGCCCAUCUGCUCUGUGUCUUCUUGUUGUCAACCAGUCUGCUCUAUACAAGCUUGCUGCCAGCCUGUUUGCUGUGAGAGCAGUUCUUGUGAGCCAUCUUGCCCUGUGUCAACCUGCUGCCAGCCAGUCUGCUCUGUACAAGCUUGCUGCCAGCCUGUUUGCUGUGAGAGCAGUUCUUGUGGGCCAUCUUGCUCUGUGCCAACUUGCUGCCAACCAGUCUGCUCUGUUCCAACUUGCUGCCAGCCUGUUUGUUGUGAAUCAAGUUCUUGUGUACCAUCUUGUACUGUGCCUGCUUGCUGUCCAGCCAUAUGCUCUGAGUCCAGUUGCUGCCAGCCAGCUUCCUGUGUGACACUGGUCUGUGAACCUGUCUGCCAACAUACCGUCUGCUGUCUACCCAGUCCUUGUGAGUCAACUUGUGUAGUCCAAGAGCCUUCUUGUUGCAUUCCCAGCAUCUGCUGUCAACCCACCCUUUGCCAACAAAGUGUCUGCCUUCCUGGUCCAAGUCAGCCAUCUUGUUACGUAGUAAAACGCUGCCAAUCAGUUUCCUGCGAACCCAUUUCCUGCAGACCCACUUGUGUGUCCACCUCCUGCCAACCACUCUGUUGCCGUCCUGGGUCUUCUGCCUCUGUUGCCUGCCGACCAGCUUGCUCCCGACCCACUUUCUAUGUACCCAGUUCCUGUAGGCCACCUUGUAUCACAUCUAUUUCUUACCGCCCAGCUUGUUACCGCCCCAUCUGCUCUUCUCCUCUUGGCUGCAGACAACCUUACCUGUCUUCUCUUUAUCGUCCAAGCUGCUACCGCCCAAGCUACUCCCUACCCUUUCUGCGCAGGCCAGCCUGUGUCACUUCCAUUGCUUCUCGGCCAGCAUGCUGUCAACCAGUUUGCUCCGAGCCUAGAUCCCCUUCUAAGCCGACUUGUGACAAGUCCACUUCUGGCCAGCCAGAUGGUUCUGAGUCUACUCCCUGCAAACCAGCUGUCUCGGAGGUUAGUUCUAGUGAGCCAACAAACUCAGUGACCACUUCCUGUACUCCCACCAGCCCAACCACCUGCGAGUCAACUGCUGGCAAAGUAGAGGAUGGUAAAUCAUCUGGCUGCUGCUCCAGAUCCGGCAGGUCCAGGCAUUAGAAAACUUGCCUCAACUAUGAAGAAAAAAGCCUCUGUCCCUAUGAGUAGUUAUUACAUGUCUAAAUCCCCCCCUUCUCUGUCCCUUACCCCAUUCUGCUUAUGCUAUAAAAUAUCUAUUUGAAAUAUCCAACCACAAUCUAGACCCAGUUGAAGACCCAGUUAGGCAUGGAAAAAAGGGUACCUGGUAUCCUUUUCCCAGGCUGCCAUCAGACCAUGAAGUGGUGAAUGGUGUCUCUUGUCUCCUGACUUAUCCCCUUCCAUUUCCAAAGCUUCUUCCAGACUGUAUGGUUCCCUUGAAGCCUUUUUUCUUUCUUGUUCAUGAUGUUCUUUUAGGUGUGAGAAACUUCUCUUGUUUUCAAAUAAAAUUGGCCAGAUAUUACUCUCAUUACUCCUCAUCACUUAUUCCCAUGCACUUAUACUAUUUCUCGACCUUCAGUGGAGGUAUAUGACUGGAAUUAGGUUAAUGGCGCUGUGGUCAGGGACUUUGGAAAGAACUCCUUAACAAUAAAAGGAGAGUAGAGGCAAUAAGAAAUUCCAUUAGGCCUGGCCCAUAGGAGAAUAAUGCUCUAAUAUUUCCUUUCCUAGGAAAUACUUUUCGUAAAGAUUUCAUAUUCCCUAUUGAGGUAUAUUAAUAUAAUGGAUGAAUAUAUUAAUGUUGAGAUAUAAUAAUAUAGUGGAUAAAAUGCUGAAUUUGGAGUCAAAGUCCAGGAUUCAAAUCUUGCCUCUGAUCAUGGAUGAACAUUCUCUAAGGCUUAGUUUUCCUCUCUGUUGAAUGAUGGGGUGAGACUAGAUGUCUUUUCAGUUCUAAACCUAGUGAUUAAUAAGUGAUAGCUAUAUAGCACAUUACUUAUGAAUAUAAGUCUAAGCCUCACAUAAACAUUAUGAUAUGGUUAACAUGGAUAUAAUUAUCCAAUCUCUUCUGAACCCAGGUUUAGGACUACUAGACUAUAUUGUCUCUAAAAUUGAAUUCAUCCAACGAAGAUCUCUACAAGAAGCAUCCUAGAUGGAAGAGGCAUAAUUAUAAUUACAUAUUGUAGAAUAUAUAAUUACAGGUAUAAUCAAAGCUCAUUCUGCACCUCCAGAUCAAUUCAAGGAAUAUUAUUAAACCCUUGCUAUGUACAAGCUUUUGAUAUAUGCUGGGAAUUCAAAAUCAAGAUGAGACAGUUCUAUUCUCUAGUUUAUCUACUAUUGGGACAUAAAACACACACACAUAAAUGCAUACAGAGGUAGUUAUAUUAAUAGAAGCAGGAAAAGAACAUUAAGAACUGGAUCAAAAACACCAUCUAGGUGGUACAGUAGAUAAAGUGGAAUUGGGAAGACCUGAGUGUAAAUAUGGUCUCAGACACUUAACUACUUAUAUGACCUUGUGUGAGUCACUUAAAUGCCAUCUGCCUGUUUCCUCAUCUGUAAAACAAGG